This is a messenger RNA of Leptidea sinapis, 4093 nucleotides long. RefSeq names its product vanin-like protein 1. Lineage: Eukaryota; Metazoa; Arthropoda; Insecta; Lepidoptera; Pieridae. The record is from RefSeq and is a predicted model, not a curated record. Bases 140 to 1684 code for a protein of 514 amino acids. The transcript has 10 exons.
UAGAGUUCAGAAUCCAUUGCAGAGUUGUUCGCGUUAGUCGUGUCGCCAAGCGUUCUAGAAUACAUUACGGUUUAUAAAUAGAAUUAUAUUUAUAUAUGGAUUUAGAUAUAAUAUUGCUACCACAGUGUUGUAUGUGAUAAUGUAUAAUACUAUAAUUUAUUUGGUUGGAUUCCUUUGUCUCGUCGGACAUUCAGACCAGAGAUCGACUCCCACAGAUGACAGCUAUGUAGCCGCUGUCAUUGAAUACCAAGUACUGUCCGAUAUCAAUACAAACCUCAACAACUACAUUCGGCUGAUAAAAGAGGCGGCUGACCAGGAUGCAGACAUUGUUGUUUUCCCGGAAAUGACGUUAGGAAGUCGGCGGGUGCCUGUUCCGAUACAUGAUGCACUCAAAGAUCAUCCGAUACCGGCAGAAAACCCUGGAAUUUACGAUGAGGUUCUGGUAAAAAUAUCAACGGCUGCUAAAGAGAAUGCGGUGUAUGUGGUCAUCAACCUUCAGGAAGUGAUGGACUGUGAGAACGUGACCGGUGAAUAUUGUCCAGAGAAGAAAGAAUAUCUUUUUAAUACUAAUGUGGUGUUCGACAGAGCCGGAGCUGUCAUUGAUAGAUAUCGAAAGAUAAAUCUUUUCGGCGAGUUUACAAGGACGCCAGCUCUAACGCCUGAUUUGGGCGUGUUUACAACUGACUUCGGUGUGACCUUCGGACAUUUUAUCUGCUUCGAUCUGAUGUUCCAAGUGCCGGCUGUGCAGAUUGUGCAGAAGAAUAACUUAACAGAUAUUAUCUUCACAACUAUGUGGUUCUCGGAGAUGCCAUAUUUGACUGCUGUUGAAAUUCAACAAGCCUACGCAUAUGCAAUGAAUGUCAACUUCCUUGCUUCUGGAGCCAAUAACGUCAGGGUUGGCAGUGCAGGCUCUGGAAUAUUCUCUGGCAAGGCCGGUGCUCUGGUCAGUAUAAUGCCCGGCGUUCCAACAACAAAAGUGAUGGUUGCCAGGGUACCUAAAGUUCCCGGUCAGGUGACUGGCACAUACCCUGGACCGAUUGAUGACGACGUGAACCAUGAUAAUCUGGUGCUGAAAGCCGAUCCUUCGUUACCAUCGCACACAAGCAGGCUGCUGGUACCAGGGUAUCAGGACUUCAUACUCUCAGAAGAUGGCGUCGUGUGCCGGUUCAAAGUAAACUUGAAACAAACUGAAAACACGACGGUGAAAUAUAGAGCUUUUAUUCAAGACAGUGGCAACACAUAUGUGCUACGUCACGUUGGUGUCGCAGCCUGCUCUAUAGUGGCUUGCGAGUUUCAUGACGUCACUUCCUGCCCUUACAAAUUUACCAGAAACCAAGGCGCGCAUUUCAAGGAGUUAGAAAUUAAAAUGUCAACAUACGGACAUAAAUAUAAUGCUUCGUUGAAAUGCAAUGACGUAGAAUAUUAUGGAAUAUCAUUAAAAAGUAAUCAUUACCCAUUGGAACCGAAGAAUUUUACAAUUACAAGCGAAAAUAAAAAUGGCGGCAGAAUGAAUUUAGUCCAUAAAAUUAAUUCGCCACAGAGUGAGUUGAUCUCAUUUGGAAUCUAUGGUCGGAUCUAUGACCGAGAUACGCCAAGGACAGCUGUACCUGCGACUGUUGAGGAUGUCAAUAAUUACAUCGAAAUUGAAAAAGUGAUUUACGGUUUGACAGAUAAAGAGCUGUGAUUUAUUUUGUGACUCGAAGAAAAAGAAUAUGCUUCUAUCUAUUCUAUUAUCUAUUUCAGAAUGACCUGUUGUGUACGAUUACUUUAAUACUCAAAUUUUUAUACAGGAAUUUUUGUCUUGUAUUUAUAAUGUAAAUUAUAUAUAUAUAAAUUAUAUAAAUAUAAUAUAAAUUAUAAACUUGUAUAAAACAUUUGACAUGACUAUAUACUGACAUAAUAUUUUUGUUUUUAGGACCUUCUAGUUCUAGUCUAGACUUAUUAAUGCUAGAACCACGGACGAGUAAAAAAAGAAGGACUCCGGUCCGUGAUAUUAGCAAGUAAAGCACCUUAAAGCUAGUGUGUGUGCGGUUACGGGGUAUACUAGUUACACAAUUUUUUCUCCCUUAAAUAAUCAUAUAUGGCCUUAAAUACUUAUAUAGUAUCGUUUUUACACUUUUUCAAAACGCACGACGGCAUUUUAAAAAUAUUUUAUUGAGACGCAAACUGAUCUCUCACAGACGAUGACAAUUCUCAUAAUGGCCGCCUAUCGGCUUGUAGUAGUGUAAGUGUGUGCGUGGGGCUAUGUAUUUACAUGUUAAUCGGCUUGUUUUGGUGCUACACUGUUGUGUAAUAAUAUUUAUGUAACAUCAAUCUAACAUGUUUAUGCAAAGAAAAACUUUGACUUUGAAAUCUUUGACUUUGACUUUAAGGUGACACGGAGUCCGUAUUUUAUACUAGUCCGUGGCUAAAACUUAUUCUUUUUUCUAGUGGUUGUCGUUGAUUGUAUUAAUUUUUUUUCGUUAGUGCUUUUUAAGACUGUUUUGUAAGCUAUUUUGGAAAGCCUUGUCGGUGUUUUAUAUUUUGUAUAAAUUUUAAAAAUGAAACAUAUGGUAGGUUAAGUUAGUAGGCAAUAUAUAACAGAUUCGCUUUUCAAUAAUUGUUAUUUUAAGCAUUAAAGACUAAUAUUUAAAUACAAAAUAGAACAAAUACUAAUAAUAUGCCUGUAUUAAAAGUCAUUCACAUAAAAUCAUAUACUAUCAAUUCUAGAUCAUCAUCAUGUAAAACACUCAUAUUGCUUGAAAUCUCGAGCGAUUGUCAAUUCCGCGGUAUCUUGAAGGGAAAACCAUAUUGAUUUCCAAGAAAGGGGGGGUAAUUGAUAGUUCGAGACUAUACUUCAAGCCGGCCCAAGUGUUGCUCCUAUUAUCACACCUCAGUAUCAGAUCAAAACAUCUGACCGCGUGCAAUGCUUGAAUUCUUGGCUAUCCAGUACUCUGAGAACGGCUCAGUCUCACUUGUCGUUAUGUAGAGACAUCGAUUUAAUGUGUGUCUUCGUCACCGCAUUUUUCAUAGAGAAAACUUUUUCGUGACAUUUCUGGCGCUGAAGUCUUUAUAUAACACCAUCUUCACCAUCUUGUUUGUCGUUACUCCGAAGUUUCAAGGAACUUUUUUUAUGACGGUAAGAGACGAGACGAGCAGGACAUUCAGCUGAUGGUAAUUGAUACGGCCUGCCCAUUACAAUGCAGUGCCGCUCAGGAUUCUUGAGAAACCCAAAAAUUCUGAGCGCACUACAAUUGAGCUCGUCACCUUGAGACAUAAGAUGUAAAGUCUCAUUUGGCCAGUAAUUUCACUAGCUACGGCGCCCUUCAGACCGAAACACUAUAAUGCUUACACAUUACUGCUUCACGGCAGAAAUAGGCGUCGUUGUGGUACCCAUAAUCUAGCCGGCAUCCUGUGCAAAGGAGCCUCCAACUAGUUUCUGCCACGUACAACCAAACAACGCAGUGUGGUUUCUUGUGCGGUGUUUGCACCUUUCGAAAAGGUCGGCAACGGUCCUGGGAUUCCUCUGGUGUUACAAGAAAGUUUCGGCAGUAUUGAUCACUAGACCUCCCUCAGGAGGACUGGAACAACUGUUAUUUACAAUAGUUCCAAAGAAUUCAAAAGUGAAAUAGUGAAGGACUUUGAACAACAUUAAAAUAUUUUAUAAACAUGACAUGUAGCAAGAGGCAGGUUAACGAGAAUUAAGAAACUUACAGUUUGAACUAAGUAUGUUGCUAAAUGUUGCAAUUUCAAGGAAUGUAUUCAUAUCAACAAUCAAGGAAUGAAUUGGGGUAAAAUUUGGUCUCGCUGUAACGUUUCUUUAUUUUUAAUUUAAUAUUAAACUUAUAAACUUCUAGAUGUACGAUAAUAUAGCUAGAAUUAUUGUGUGCUACAUAGACAAUGGAACAUUAUUAAUAAAAUGUUCAUUUAUUUGUGUUUUUCCUCCAAUUUGAACCACUCUGAAGAACAAUGAAAGGUAAACCAAAAUCUACAUCUUCGAGGUUCGUACGCUCCGCUUCAUAUAUUGUACAGAACUACAUAAUUUCUAAUCAAUACUCCUCAAAACGCGGUAAAUAUAUUUUCAUUACAAUGUGCUUUCUAAGUUCUGAACUUU